CCCUUCGCCCGCCUGGCCUCCCCAGGCGGUGGGUGUUUAGCGCCAGAGAAAGGCUGGGAGUGGCGUUCAGCCAAAGGGCUUUGCGGCCCCCGAGGCAGACACAGCACAGGCGUCCGAGGAGCCUCCUGUCCUGGCCAGAGCGCCUUUUCCCAGUUCUUGCUGUGCUUAGAUUUAAAUUAGGAGUUCAGGGAAAGAAAACUGUGUAUACACUUAAGUUCAGAGUCGGAGAAGUGAAUGGGAUCCCUUAGGGGUAGAAUGGCACGCUCGAUCCUUGAGAAACCUGGACCCAGUGUGGUGACAGAGGUGCCCAUCGGCUGGUAGCGGCGGCAUCGCCUUUCCCGCCGUAGGACCAGGACGAACCUGUCACCACUUCCCAGGUGCCGGGACUGACGCCACAGCCGGAGCCCCUUAGAAAAUGCGAUGUUCUGAAUCGUGGAUUUUCCGGUUACAACACCCGCUGGGCCAAAAUCAUCCUUCCGAGAUUGGUGGGGAGCAGGGACAGCCCUGCAGUGGUGACCAUUUUCUUUGGCGCCAAUGACAGCUCUCUGAGAGACGAGAACCCCAGGCAGCACGUCCCCCUGGAGGAGUACACGGCCAACCUGAGCGCCAUGGUGCGGUACCUGCACUCCGUGGGCGUCACCGAGAGCCGUGUCGUCCUGGUCACGCCACCCCCACUGUGGGAGGCCGCCUGGGAGGAGGAGUGCGUGGCGCAGGGUCACAGGCUGAACCGCCGGAACUCAGUGACCGGCGAAUACGCCAGGGCGUGUGCACAGGUGGCCCACGACUGCGGGACGGAUGUCCUCGACCUGUGGACCCUGAUGCAAAAGGACGACCAGGACCUCUCCGCCUACCUAUCAGACGGACUCCACCUGUCACCAGAGGGGAACAACUUCGUGUUCUCACACCUCUGGCCCCUGGUGGAGAAGAAGGUGUCUGGCCUGCCUCUGCUGCUCCCGUACUGGAAGGACGUGGCCGAGGCGAACCCUGAGUGCAGCCUGCUGGGGCAGGGUGGCCACUCGUCUGCCACCUGAGCCGCUCAGCGCCAGGCUGAGGGCACAGCCCAGGGAGGCCGACUGCCCCAUUGUGCCAAGCCCAGCCAGCGCUCCUGGCCCUGGAUCCCAGACACUUCACAGCGCCACCCCUGGUAAUAAACGCGCAGGGCCACUCAGGGAA
Molecule: messenger RNA, 1173 nt
Organism: Heterocephalus glaber (naked mole-rat)
Lineage: Eukaryota; Metazoa; Chordata; Mammalia; Rodentia; Bathyergidae
Source: RefSeq, a predicted model, not a curated record